UUUCGGUACAACAUAUUUGGUACAGAAAAGUCAAAGAGUCAGUCUUAGACAGUGAUUGAAUUUGCGACUACGAACUCUGGCUAAGGAAAAAGAUCCUCUUUCUAGAAGGUAAACACGCUGCACGGUAAUGACAUCGAGAGCCCUCAGAAACCAGUAGGCGGUCACCCACGUUUACGUGUCGUCAGUGCUUCUGCUCGUAGAGAUAAGCCGUUUCCACGAUCUAAUUUUCGUCAAGUGGGAGGAAACUAUUCUUGUUGUGGAACGAUUAAAAAUAAGAACAAACCGCCGGAGGUGCUGAUAAGCAUCACAUCCCUUUAUCUCUGGCGUGGAUGAAUAUCCCGACCAUCUUGCACAGCGCCUGGCGGCAUUCGACCAUCAUUCUCAAUUGUACAACAUCCCUUAAGGUCCGACCGGAUGCUAUGGCAUACCAACCAAUGUGCAAAAGCUAUGUAAAGCUGAACGAUCUUCUUCCUGCGGAUUUUUUUGUGAUACGACCUGCAGUUUCUGCAGAGGUACCAGUUCCACACAUACGUAAAUCGUGGGAAACAGUUUAUAUAUUGGAGAAGGGCAGUAUUAAUACCUCGAAAACUUCAUCGAUGAGGAAUAGGUUGGUUUUCAAUCGGGAGCCUGCUAUAUUGACCACACAACCAACCUUCGUCUCAUUUGCAAUGUGGGGAGUUAAGGUGACGUCCUGAACAUUUCGUUGGCUGGAUGACGCGGAGGAAUUUAAUG
This is a messenger RNA of Hermetia illucens (black soldier fly), 732 nucleotides long. RefSeq lists its product as uncharacterized. The record is from RefSeq and is a predicted model, not a curated record. The transcript has 2 exons. NCBI's taxonomy places the organism in Eukaryota, Metazoa, Arthropoda, Insecta, Diptera, Stratiomyidae. The coding region runs from base 330 to 695 and encodes 121 amino acids.